UAUCAACCAGUGCUCUGUGAUCGUAUUUUCAGAGGGAUCCCCUCUCUCCUCCUUUAACCCCACCGGAGAAGAAUUAUGUUUUCCCGUCUGCAACUACUCACGGUGGCACUGCUACUUUGUGCCGGGUGCUCCAAUGCUGCACCUCACUGCAAUAACUGUGGCAACAUAUCUGUUCCUUACCCACUCAGCACCGGACCCAAUUGCGGUGACCAAUCGUACAAGAUCCGAUGCAAUGCCAUUGCCGGCACACUUUGGUUUGAUACCGUCAACUCCACCUAUUCCAUCGAAUCCAUCCAUCCCUCUACCCAACGAUUCGUGAUAAGCCCAGCCAGCUUCGCCGGUAAAAGCUGCAUCACCACGGAUGUCAAUAGCCAUGGAAUCCAGCUCAACAGAAGCCUCCCCUUCAACGUUACUAGCAGCAAUACCAUAUUCUUCCUCAACUGCCCCAAUUCAUUGCUGAGAUCACCUCUUGAUUGCUCUUCGACGAGCCUCUGUCACACCUACAUAAAAGCGACAUCAGAGGCGGCAGCGUGUGAACAAGCUGCUCGUCUCUGUUGCUCAUUCAGGACAGGGAGUUCAACCACCUCCUAUUCCAUAUUGCUUCAGGAUGCCGGGUGCACGGCGUAUCGGAGUUUUGUGAAUUUAGACUAUUCGUUGCCGGUGAGUAAGUGGCCGGCACCGGGGGUGGAGAUAGAAUGGGAGUCGCCGCAGGAGCCAGUCUGCCAUUCCCAUGCAGAUUGCGAUCAGGGGUCCAAUUCCACAUGCCAAGCCGACCCAUCGAGUUCCAGAAUCAAGAGAUGCUUGUGCGUCGCUGGGCUCUCUUGGGACCCCAUCAGCGGUUCUUGUGUUGCCAGUAAGUUAAUUUUAAUGUGGUUUUUAAGUUUCAAUUCCAAUCCCCAUUCACCACUGAAAAAGGAAAACCCCAUUUUCCCUGAUUCAGAUGCGACGUGUCAGAGACCUGGAAGUUGCAAUGGUUCCAAAAACCAUAACACACUAAUUGCAGGUCUAACUACGGGAUUAGGAGGAGCGGCGUUGCUUGCGGCAGUGGUGGGUACUCUGGUCUACAAGCGACACAGGCGAAUCAAAGAGGCGCAGGAGCGACUUGUUAGAGAGCGUGAAGACAUCAUAAAUUCUAACAGAGGCGGCAAGGCGGCCAAGGUCUUCACGGGCAAGGAGAUGAGGGGGGCAACCAAUAACUUCUCCCAUGAACGACUUCUGGGUACCGGUGGCUACGGCGAAGUCUACAAGGGCAUCCUCAGAAACAACACCAUCAUCGCCGUCAAGUGCGCCAAGCUCGGUAACACCAAAAGCGUCGAUCAGGUCCUCAAUGAGAUGAGGAUCCUCUGCCAGGUGAAUCACCGCAGCCUCGUACGCCUCUUUGGCUGCUGCGUUGAGCUGGAGCAACCUCUGAUGGUAUAUGAAUACAUUCCGAACGGCACCCUGUUCGACCACCUAUACAGGGCUCGCAACGGCGGCCAGUGUGAGCUAACGUGGCUGCGCCGUCUAAGCAUUGCCCUUCAGACGGCCGAGGGGCUUGCCUACCUCCAUUCUUCCGCUGUGCCUCCCAUAUACCACCGUGAUGUGAAGUCCAGCAACAUUCUAUUAGACGAAAAGCUUAACGCCAAAGUCUCGGAUUUUGGGCUAUCCCGGCUUGUAGAGACUGAUCUUAGUCAUGUCUCCACCUGUGCUCAGGGAACCUUGGGCUAUCUUGACCCAGAAUACUACAGGAACUACCAGCUGACAGACAAGAGCGACGUCUACAGCUUCGGAGUCGUCUUGUUGGAGUUGCUGACAUCGCAGAAAGCCAUAAGCUUCAACAGAGACCCAGACGAUGUGAACCUGGCUGUUUAUGUCAAGCGAAAGGUGGACGAAGACAAGUUAAUGGACACCAUAGAUCCAAUGCUCAUGGAGGGAGCAAUCGACAGGGAUCUGAAGACCAUAAAAGCUUUAGGGUUUCUGGCGUUGGGUUGCUUGGAGGAGCGAAGACAGAACAGGCCUUCUAUGAAAGAAGUUGUGGAAGAGAUAGAAUACAUUACGAGUAUCGCAGCAGCGGUAGAUACAGAGGUUUAGUAACGGCAUGUGUUUGAUAUUGGGUGCAAGAGAGCUCAAAGAAGAGAUUGAAGAUGGAGCAACACCAUUUUUCCUCUUAUACGUACAUACUAUGCCUCGCCCAUUAUUUCUUCAGAUAUAAAUAAGCCCUGAAAAAUUGAUUAACCUUCUCUCUCCUUCCCAACUCUCAUGCCUUCCUGGCUGUUGCUGGUACCAGAGGAACACGAGCAGUGGUUUCUGAUGCAGCAGGCCUGUCAACAAAGCCUUCAGCUACAAGGAUCCUUCACUCAUCUCCUGCCCACCAGACCCUGAUCUGUGCAUUGCCCUGCCUACCUCAAAUCUUUAUUUCCCACUGUUGUUCUUGAAGCUGCAUAUCUUGCUUGUGUUUUAUCUACUUCACCAUAUGUGCUAGUGAGAUUUUUGAUUGCUUACU
Macadamia integrifolia is the source of this 2482-nucleotide messenger RNA. RefSeq names its product wall-associated receptor kinase-like 20. The record is from RefSeq and is a predicted model, not a curated record. The coding region runs from base 76 to 2070 and encodes 664 amino acids. The transcript has 2 exons. NCBI's taxonomy places the organism in Eukaryota, Viridiplantae, Streptophyta, Magnoliopsida, Proteales, Proteaceae. Gene Ontology annotation, molecular function: protein kinase activity; ATP binding; polysaccharide binding. Gene Ontology annotation, biological process: protein phosphorylation.